Messenger RNA from Xiphophorus hellerii (green swordtail), 2488 nucleotides. RefSeq lists its product as uncharacterized. NCBI's taxonomy places the organism in Eukaryota, Metazoa, Chordata, Actinopteri, Cyprinodontiformes, Poeciliidae. Bases 338 to 1399 code for a protein of 353 amino acids. The record is from RefSeq and is a predicted model, not a curated record. The transcript is spliced from 7 exons.
AGACCGACUCAUCGAACCCCUGGGGUUCGAUCGAACCCAGGUUAAGAACCACUGGUCUAAAUCCUAUAUAUGUUCUACUUUGUGUUAUACCUACUAACCGCAUAAAGUUUAUAUGGCGUCGAUUUUCUGUUACUACAAAAUAUAAAUUAAAAGUUGUUUAGUUUUUACCACUAACAAAAAAUAAUACAACCUGGUUGGAGGAAGGCGUUCCGUUUUUCAGUCUAGAGGUGACUAAGUUAUUAUCACUUCCUUUUUUCAUGUCAGUACCAGCGUUUUUUUUUUUUUUUUUCUAAGGUUGAUUAGCAACACAACAUUUUACACAGUUCACUGUUGAACAAUGGGGCCUGGAAACUGGUCUACAGUCAUUGAGGCUGUUGCUGGAUUACUGAUGACGCUACUUCUCAUGUCUUAUGCCUCUGCUGAAGUAGAAACUUACUGUGAUGGCAAACCGAAUGAAGCUCUGUGCUUUGGACCUCUGGGAGGAACUGUGUGUGUCAAACUGGUGGACAGCGUCUCAGAAUCGCAGAGUUAUCAAAUAACACAUACAACGUCAAUAAUCCUUACAAUAAAAAAGAAUUAUGUUAUUUCGGGUCCUCUUCAAAAUAAAUAUCUCUUUAUUCCAAGUAAUGGUACAUUUAGUAUCAAUAAUCUCAUGAUGACUGAUGGUGGUAAAUAUGUUCUGGAAAUCUUUGAUUCUAAUGGAAGGAAGAAAGAACAUCGAACAUUUAAUUUGUUUCUUGAAGCUCCUGUGACCUCUGUCCAUCUGUUCGCUGAGUGUUUGUCUGAAGGACAGGUGAAUGUGUCCUGUCUCUCUGAAGGAGGGAGCAAUCCUCAAUACAGCUGGACUCUGAAUGGAAACAAACUGUCAGGCCAUGAGCUUCUCUCUGAAAAUAUUAAGUCUAACACCAUCGUCCUGAGACCAAACGUUGCAGGACGCCUGGUUUGCUCAGUCAGGACUAACUUCAGUUUUCUUCUCAAAGAGAAAAUCACAUCUACCUGUGACUUUGUGAACUGCACUUCAAAUGGUAUACACAUAUCUAAGUGGGUGUUUAAAGAAAACAACACUCUGUGUGUUGAACCUUUACCAGAGAGACAUAAUAUUAUGGUGCUAUUGCCAAUAACAAGUGGUGCACUUGGAGCUCUGCUAAUUAUGCUAGUUGUCAGCAUAGGAAUUUUCUGUGUGAAGAGGAAAAAACCAAACCACAAUGAAGAAAAUAAUUAUGACCAAAAAUGGACCAAUGCUGAUCAGGGGAGGAGGCGACAGGAGCUGAGAAAAGAUACCCAAGCGGAGUAUGGCAAAGUUAAAAAGCAACCUCGGCUGUCUGAUGAUGUGACAUAUGGAAAUAUGGACAACAGUGUGUAUGGAAAUGUGGAUGAGAGUAUCUAUGCAAAUCUCUGAAAAAAAAACCUAUGUAAAGAAUUUAGGAAGUUUACAGCGACUGCAAAACAACAGAAACAAGGAGGAUGUGAAGCAAUCUCCAUCCAUCCAUCCUUAUUAGAAGGUUUGUUGUCUGAUUCUCAGACUGUUUAGAAUGCAUAUCUGGGUGCAGUCAUAUGCAUUAAAAUGUUUUGUUCCUCCUCUCGCUUCCUGUUACUGGUUACUGGAAAACAAAUCUUUUUACAACUACAAAUGCAACAAACAUGCAUAACUAAGCAACUUAGCUACUGUUCUGUUUCAUUUCCUUUCUUUAUUAUGUGCAUUCCUUAGUUUAAAAUCCCUUGUGCUUUUUUUCUCUGUGUCUGAAUUUAUUUUCAGCUCUGACUUGCAGUCUUUACUUAUAUUUAUAUAGAUAUCAGUUCCUGCUUAAAUUUAAGUCAUGUUGUUCCAGUAUCUGAAUUUUAUUGUCACCUUUUACUUCAGUUUCCUUAGCAUGUUACUAUCACUGCUGACUGAUUCUGCUACUAGACUCAUUUCACUCGGGUAAUCAUAUGCCUCAGUAUUUAACUCUUUCUCUUCCCAUGAUUUCCUGUUGCUAAGUACCUGUUUGGUUUUCUCAUGUUCUGUAGGUUUUUCUCCUUUUUUUCAUUAAACUUCCACUAUGCCAUUAACAAAGGCUAAAUGUUUUAUGUGAAGUCCACAUUUUGUGUAAGGAAAGAACAAGGCUGCAUGUUAGUCUGUUGCAGACUUUCACCCAUAAUAGGGACUGAUGCAUAAACUUUGCAUUCAUUCUAAAAUUAGGUCCGAGUUUUGCAGCUUUAUUUUGAGCUACUUGCGCUUUACCCAAAUGUUUUGGAAACACUUGACCAAAUAGCUGAAAAAUAUUCAAGUUGACCAAGAACUAAAGGCUGUGGUAGUGGUGUACCCUGCCUCUCACCCAGUGACCACUAGAGAGAGGAAACGGCUCCUCCGACCGUGCAAGGGUAAUCAGGUAUGGAGGAUGCAUGCUAAACUGACAUAUUGACACUUCGAAUACUCCUCUUUUACAUGUAAUCAAUUACUGAUUGAACCAGAAUGUUUGAAACAAUAAACAUUAGAAUCUGUUAUGGA